GAGAUGAAAGUUUGACCAACGGUUCAAAUACAGGUACAAGUAUGCUGGAUUAUACACUUAACGAAUACGGAUUUGGAGAGAAGUCAUGUACUCUACAUGCAGAUAACUGCAGUGGGCAAAAUAAAAACCAGUAUGUUUUAGCUUAUCUAUGUUGGAGAGUAAUGAUGGGUUUCCAUGACACAAUCUCGCUAAAAAUGCAAAUUCCCGGACACACGAGAUGCCUCGUGGAUAGUGGCUUUGGACACAUUAGGAAAUUAUUUCGUCGAUGUGAUGUCGAUGCAUUCAGUCAGCUAGUUGAGGUAGAGGAGAAGUCGGCAUCAACCAGUGUUGCAAUUCCCUACAAAAAGGAUGGAACAGUUACCUGGGAGUGGCGAGACUGGAAGGAAUUUCUGUCGGGCCAUUUCAAGGCUAUCCGGAAUAUACGAAAGUACCACCACUUCCGAUUUUCAAAUGAAUACCCCUGGUAUGUUUUCGUAAAAGAAAGUGUUGAUUCCAUAGAAGCAAAGAUGUCCAUUCUGAAGCAUGCCAUCGUGGACCUUAAGACUAAACCAAUAUUGAUCACUCCCCCUGGAUUGUCAAGAGAUCGGCAACUGUAUAUGUACAGGAAUGUUCGCCCUUAUUCAGACCUCUACAUCAGGAUGAGGUAUGCCCACCUCCAACUGAGGAAUGACUUUUAA
Saccostrea cuccullata (small rock oyster) is the source of this 677-nucleotide messenger RNA. RefSeq lists its product as uncharacterized. The record is from RefSeq and is a predicted model, not a curated record. The coding region runs from base 42 to 677 and encodes 211 amino acids. The transcript is spliced from 3 exons. Lineage: Eukaryota; Metazoa; Mollusca; Bivalvia; Ostreida; Ostreidae.